CAUCUGGUUAUCCGCCAUCGGGCUGCAACCAACCUGUGCAACGGUGCCAGAGCAUGGUCUUUUUGAUUGGGGGUCCUCUCAGCCAACCAACCACCUCUGCUUGCUGUCACUUUAAUAACCAUGCUACACUAAUCAUCUAAACACCCCCGAAGGGGAAACAAAAGGCUUUAUACACAUUCCAGCCUCCCCUUGUGCCCUGCUUGCUUCUACCCAGCAUUCAAAUAUCCAGUCGGGCAUCGCCGCCCCGCGAUUUCCCGUACUGCUUUCCUCUUGGGUCGUAUUAGCCUUCAAGAUGUUGUCAUCGGCAUUUUCGAGUCUCUCGCUCUUUCUCCUCGCCCUCAGUCCUGUCGCGGCAGUCUGGCCCGCGCCGCAGAAGUACAGCAACGGCAGCUCGGUCCUGUACCUGCACCAAAACAUCAAAGUCACCUACAAUGGCGAAUUUCUUCCGUACACCGCGGGAUAUGCGCCGCAGAAGUUGAGCAGCAAGGAGGUGGUCCAGGCGGGAGUGUCUCGCACGCUCUCCGCCAUCUUCGGCAGCAAAUUCGUGCCCUGGAAGCUGCACAAGCCCGGGUCCCAGUUCGAGCCCGACCUGCGGAAGGGCCAGAAAUGGCUGAACACGCUGCAGAUCGUGCAGACGGGAAAGGACCAGGCCAGCACCUUCAAGCCGCUGGCCGGCGAGGUUGACGAGUCGUACAACCUGACCGUGAGCGACAGCGGCGACGUCAAGCUGACGGCCGUCUCGUCGAUCGGCGUCCUCCGCGGGCUCGAGACCUUCAGCCAGCUCUUCUACCAGCACUCGGCCGGCCCCUUCUGGUACACGCCGUACGCGCCCGUGUCGAUCCAGGACGCGCCCAAGUUCCCGCACCGCGGCGUCAUGAUCGACACGGCCCGCAACUUCUUCCCCGUGCCCGACAUCCUGCGCACCAUCGACGCCAUGGCCUGGAACAAGCUCAACCGGCUGCACGUGCACGUGACCGACUCGCAGUCGUGGCCGCUCGUGAUCCCCUCGAUGCCCGAGCUGGCGGCCAAGGGCGCCUACCACCCGAGCCAGACCUACUCGCCCGAAGACGUGGCCACGAUCCAACAGUACGGCGCCGAGCGCGGCGUCGAGGUCUACUUCGAGAUCGACAUGCCGGGUCACAUCGGCGUCGUGUCGCUCUCUCACCCGGACCUCAUCGUGGCCUACGACCAGCUGCCGUACUACUGGUGGUGCAACGAGCCGCCGUGCGGCGCCUUCAAGCUCAACAGCACCGCCGUGGACGCCUUCGUCGAGAAGCUGUUCGACGACCUGCUGCCGCGCCUGGCGCCGUACGCGGCCUACUUCCACACGGGCGGCGACGAGCUCAACAAGAACGACUCGAUGCUCGACGACGGCGUCCGGUCCAACUCGUCCGAGGUGCUGCAGCCGCUGCUGCAGAAGUUCAUCGACGCGCAGCACGCGCGCGUGCGCAAGGCCGGCCUGACGCCCAUGACGUGGGAGGAGAUCCCGCUCGACUGGAACAUCACGCUCGGCAAGGACACGGUCGUGCAGUCGUGGCUCGGCGGCGACUCGGUCAAGAAGCUGACCGGCAUGGGCCUUCAGGUGAUCGACAGCGACUACAAUUUCUUGUACCUCGACUGCGGGCGCGGGCAGUGGAUCAACUUCGGCAACGGCGCGGCCUUCGACGUCGGCUACCCGUUCAACGACUGGUGCGGCCCGACCAAGAGCUGGCGGCUGAUCUACUCGCACGACCCGACGGCGAACCUGACGCCGGAAGAGGCGAAGCUGGUGCUGGGCGGCGAGGUGGCCGUCUGGAGCGAGACCAUCGACCCGGUCAACUUCGACUCGCUCGUGUGGCCGCGCGCCAGCGCCGCCGGCGAGGUGCUCUGGUCCGGCCGCACCGACGCAUCCGGCCAGAACCGCAGCCAGCUCGAGGCCGCCCCGCGCCUGAACGAGUUCCGCGAGAGGAUGGUGCUGCGCGGCGUCGGCGCGUCGCCCGUGCAGAUGACCUUCUGCACGCAGGGCUCGCCCGAGGAGUGCAAUUGGCCGGCGUGAGCGGUGCUAGACGAGGUGCCGUCUCUCUUUGGCUUUUUUUUUCCGCCAGUUUUCUUUUUCUCACUGCCUACUCUACGUCUGGCAUGGUUCGUUCGGCGUCAACAGUUCUGAAGGGGCUAGGCCCAAAAUGGCCGCUCGGUGUGUUUCCGGAAAGGGUGUGUCGACUCUCGGAGCACACCCGUAACGGUGGGUGGGGGAUAUCCGACGCCAUUGGCUUGGCCGCGCGGCGUAGACAGUCUAUCCGUAGAUAAUAUUCCAUACCUGUUCACCUCUUUUUCUCCCUUUUGUUCUGCUGCCAACGGCACGUCAAGCAACAAACAUCCCGUCCUCGUGUUUCUCCCUGCCGUGCCCCUGGCU
Messenger RNA from Thermothielavioides terrestris NRRL 8126, 2392 nucleotides. RefSeq names its product glycoside hydrolase family 20 protein. Lineage: Eukaryota; Fungi; Ascomycota; Sordariomycetes; Sordariales; Chaetomiaceae. Bases 293 to 2035 code for a protein of 580 amino acids. Gene Ontology annotation, molecular function: beta-N-acetylhexosaminidase activity. The transcript is spliced from 3 exons. Gene Ontology annotation, cellular component: membrane. Gene Ontology annotation, biological process: carbohydrate metabolic process; glycosaminoglycan metabolic process. The record is from RefSeq and is a predicted model, not a curated record.